AUUUUCCCCGGAAAUUGCAAGAAAAUUUAGUGAUCAUCAAUUUUCACUUUUCACUAAUUUUCGUAGAAAAGUCAUCAUUUGUCAGAUCUUAAGGCAUGGGAACAAACGGGACAACAUGUCCAGGACCAAUGAAAGCAACCUCUAAUGGAGUGUUCCAAGGAGAGAAUCCUCUGGAUCACGCGUUGCCUCUUCUGAUACUUCAGAUCUGUAUCGUUCUUCUUCUCACUCGUCUUCUUGCUUUUCUCCUCCGUCCUCUCCGGCAGCCACGUGUAAUCGCCGAGAUUGUCGGUGGAAUAUUACUUGGACCAUCAGCACUUGGGAAAAGUUCAAAGUUUAUCAACACAAUUUUCCCACCAAAGAGUCUAACGGUUUUAGACACACUUGCAAACUUAGGACUCAUCUUCUUCCUAUUCCUCGUUGGUCUCGAGCUCGAUCCCAAAUCCCUCAAGCGAACGGGAAAGAAAGCUCUCUCUAUCGCUCUCGCCGGAAUCACUCUUCCUUUUAUAUUAGGCAUUGGAACUUCUUUUGCUCUUCGCAGUUCCAUAGCUGAUGGAGUCAGCAAAGCUCCUUUCCUUGUCUUCAUGGGUGUUGCUCUCUCCAUUACCGCUUUUCCUGUCUUGGCUCGAAUACUCGCUGAGAUCAAGCUUCUAACCACUGAUAUCGGAAAGAUUGCUUUGUCGGCUGCUGCAGUCAAUGACGUGGCUGCUUGGAUUCUCCUUGCUCUCGCGGUGGCUCUCUCUGGAGAGGGAAGCUCUCCGCUAACAUCUCUCUGGGUGUUUCUCUCGGGUUGCGGUUUCGUUCUGUUCUGUAUCUUUGUUGUGCAACCAGGGAUUAAGUUGAUUGCUAAACGUUGUCCUGAAGGAGAACCAAUAAAUGAACUUUACGUGUGUUGCACGUUAGGUAUCGUUCUUGCAGCUAGCUUCGUCACGGACUUGAUUGGGAUCCACGCGCUGUUCGGUGCGUUUGUGAUCGGGGUUAUUUUCCCUAAAGAAGGAAAUUUCGCGAAUGCUUUGGUUGAGAAAGUUGAGGAUCUUGUGUCAGGACUUUUCUUGCCGCUCUACUUCGUCUCAAGUGGUUUAAAAACGGAUGUGGCGACGAUCCAAGGAGCUCAGUCUUGGGGACUCUUGGUUUUGGUUAUAUUUAAUGCUUGUUUCGGUAAAAUCGUUGGUACAGUCCUAGUUUCCCUUUACUGCAAAGUUCCGCUUGACCAGUCUUUAGCGCUUGGUUUCUUGAUGAACACGAAAGGCCUUGUUGAGCUCAUCGUCCUCAACAUUGGUAAAGACAGAGGGGUUCUGAACGAUCAAGUUUUCGCUAUAAUGGUUCUAAUGGCGAUUUUCACCACGUUCAUGACGACUCCUCUAGUUCUAGCGGUGUACAAACCGGGUAAAUCCUUAACCAAAGGUGAUUACAAGAACCGAACGGUGGAGGAGACGAACCGGUCAAACAAACCGCUCUGUCUCAUGUUCUGUUUCCAAAGCAUAAUGAACAUCCCCACGAUUGUCAACCUCAUAGAAGCAUCCCGAGGUAUAAACCGUAAAGAAAAUCUAUCAGUCUACGCGAUGCAUCUUAUGGAGCUUUCGGAGAGAUCAUCGGCUAUACUUAUGGUACACAAGGUCCGGAGAAACGGCCUUCCUUUCUGGAACAAAGACAAAACAGGGAACAAUAGUUCUUCUUCCGACAUGGUUGUGGUUGCAUUUGAAGCUUUCAGGCGACUUAGUCGUGUCUCAGUACGUCCCAUGACGGCUAUCUCACCAAUGGCGACUAUACAUGAGGAUAUUUGCCAAAGCGCAGAACGCAAGAAAACCGCUAUGGUGAUUCUUCCGUUUCACAAGCACGUUAGGCUGGACAGAACAUGGGAGACGACUCGAAACGAUUACCGUUGGAUUAACAAGAAGGUUAUGGAGGAAUCUCCAUGUUCUGUUGCGAUUCUGGUUGAUCGUGGACUUGGUGGUACGACACGUGUCGCGUCUAGUGAUUUCUCGUUGGCUAUAACGGUUUUGUUUUUUGGAGGGAAUGAUGAUCGCGAGGCGUUAGCGUUUGCGGUGCGAAUGGCGGAACAUCCCGGGAUAACCUUAACCGUUGUUCGGUUUAUUCCUAGCGAGGAAUUUAAACCGGAAAACGUGAAGGUUGAGAUAAUCGAAGAUCAGGUUGGUUCAGGAGAAACCAGAUUGAUUGAUAUUGAAGCUAUAACCGAACUUAAAGCAAAGAUAAAAGAACAAGAAAGUUCUCGUUCUAAUUCGGAUUCGGAAUCUCAAAUCGUUUACGAAGAGAAAAUCGUGAAAUGUUACGAGGAAGUUAUCGAGGUUAUUAAUGAGUAUUCUAGAAGUAACCUUUUCUUGGUGGGGAAGUCACCGGAAGGUUUAGUGGCGUCAGGGGUAAACUUGGUAAGAAGCGACACACCGGAGCUUGGACCGAUCGGGAACUUGUUUACGGCAAGCGAAAGUAUUUCGACUGUGGCGUCAGUGUUGGUGGUGCAACAGUACACAACAAGCCGUCCGGUCGUGGGUUCGAAGAACGUCACAAUUGAGUCGCUGGUUGAGGAUUCAGAGAGUCCUUAGUGAAUUUUAUCUUUGUGAUUCCAAGACUCGAAAGGUCAAAGAUUGGCUUGUAUAAUAAGUAAUAACGUUUGUUUCAUAUUGUAAAUAAUAACUACGUAUAUAUGAUUUCUGUAAGCUAAGGUCUCCGUGACAUUUUCUUCUUUUAAUUUACAUGACCAACUAAUAUAACAUCAAUUGAACU
Molecule: messenger RNA, 2739 nt
Organism: Arabidopsis arenosa
Lineage: Eukaryota; Viridiplantae; Streptophyta; Magnoliopsida; Brassicales; Brassicaceae
Source: the annotation of a GenBank genome assembly